CUGCUCCCUCCUUGCAGAUCAAGAGACAGCAUGGCUGCGACUGCUGCCGUCAGCCCCAGUGAAUACCUGCAGCCAGCUGCCUCCACUGCCCAGGACUCCCAGCCGUCUCCUCUUGCCCUCCUCGCAGCGACAUGUAGCAAGAUCGGUCCCCCUGCAGUGGAAGCCGCCGUGACUCCUCCUGCCCCUCCUCAGCCAACGCCUCGCAAACUUGUCCCCAUCAAACCUGCUCCGCUCCCUCUGGGCUCCGGUAAGAACAGCUUUGGGAUCCUGUCGUCGAAAGGGAACCUCUUCCAGAUCCAGGGCUCUCAGGUCGGCACCUCCUACCCUGGGGGACAGCUGGUUUUUGCCAUUCAGAACCCGACUGUCAUCAACAAGGGCACCCGCUCGUCCACCAACAUCCAGUACCAGGCGGUGCCCCAGAUCCAGGCUGCAGGGGGACAGACCAUCCAGGUCCAGCCCAACCUCACCAACCAGAUCCAGAUUAUUCCAGGCACGAAUCAAGCGAUCCUCACCCCUUCCUCUUCCUCUCACAAACCCGUGCCCAUCAAACCAGCUCCGGCGCAGAAAGGUGGAGCAUCACCAGCGCAGGGCACGAGCAACGUGGUCAAGUUAGCCGGCGGGAGCAACGUGACUCUUACCUUGCCCGUGAACAACCUGGUGAACGCCGCUGAGUCGGGCACACAGGCUCAGGUCCUUGCAGAGAGCCCCUCGAAGCCCAGCAAAAAGACUCGAAAGAAAGCCAUGUCACCUGCCCAGCCUGCCGCCAUGGCCGUGGCCGAGCAGGUGGAGACGGUGUUAAUAGAGACCACGGCGGAGAACAUCAUCCAGGCGGGCAACAACCUGCUCAUCGUGCAGAGCCCGGGCUCCGGCCAGCCGGCCGUAGUGCAACAGGUACAGGUGGUGCAGCCCAAGCAGGAGUCGCAGGUAGUGCAGAUCCCGCAGCAGGCCCUGCGCGUGGUCCAGGCUGCCUCCGCCACGCUUCCCACCGUCCCCCAAAAAUCUUCCCAGAACUUCCAGAUCCAGACGACGGAACCCACUCCUACCCAGGUCUACUUCAAAACACCGUCAGGUGAGCUGCAAACAGUGCUGCUCCAGGAAGCCCCAGCCAUGACAGUGGCUCCGUCUGGGACCUCUUGCAGCAGCCCGGUGACCCGCAGCUCUGGCACGGGGGGCAGCAGCAGCAGCAGCAAGAAACCAGACACGCGCAAGGAACGCACUCUGCCAAAGAUCGCCCCCGCCGGAGGCAUCAUCAGCUUGAACGCGGCUCAGCUGGCGGCCGCGGCACAGGCCAUGCAGACCAUCAACAUCAACGGCGUGCAAGUCCAGGGCGUGCCUGUCACCAUCACCAACACCGGAGGCCAGCAGCAGCUGACUGUGCAGAACGUCUCCGGCAACAACCUGACCAUCAGUGGCCUGAGCCCGACCCAAAUCCAGCUCCAGAUGGAGCAAGCGCUUUCCGGAGAGAUUCAGCCAGGGGAGAAGAGGCGACGGAUGGCGUGUACCUGCCCCAACUGCAAGGACGGGGAGAAGAGGCCGGGGGACCCAGGGAAGAAGAAACACAUCUGCCACAUCCCGGAAUGCGGCAGGACCUUCCGCAAGACCUCACUGCUGCGUGCUCACGUGCGCUUGCACACGGGCGAGCGCCCUUUCGUCUGCAACUGGCUUUUCUGCGGGAAGCGCUUCACACGCAGCGACGAGCUGCAGCGGCACGCUCGCACGCACACAGGUGACAAGCGAUUCGAGUGCGCGCAGUGCCAGAAACGCUUCAUGCGGAGCGACCACCUGACGAAGCACUAUAAAACCCACCUGGUCACCAAGAACUUGUAGGGACCGCGACUCCCCGGCUGUGCGGACAGACCCU
Molecule: messenger RNA, 1861 nt
Organism: Charadrius vociferus (killdeer)
Lineage: Eukaryota; Metazoa; Chordata; Aves; Charadriiformes; Charadriidae
Gene: SP2
Product: Sp2 transcription factor
Exons: 6
Coding region: 31-1827 (598 amino acids)
Biological process (GO): regulation of transcription by RNA polymerase II
Molecular function (GO): RNA polymerase II cis-regulatory region sequence-specific DNA binding; DNA-binding transcription factor activity, RNA polymerase II-specific
Source: RefSeq, a predicted model, not a curated record